AAUGGUUGAAAUAUAGAGUUACCAUUACAUUACGCAAACGGGGUAAUAAUUUUUACUUUAGAAGAUUUUAUACCCAACCUGGCAACACAGCACUUAACGUCAUAACGUCAUUGUUGUCAAUCUAUGCAAGCUACAUUUCUAUUUCUGUUUCAAUUAAAAUCAACUGAUUCCUCACAAACAAUGGCUGGAAAGCCGCCAGAAGAAGGCUAUAUAUCCGUCGUAGACGAGGAACCAGAGAUUUUCGAACUCCUAAAAUGGGACGCGCCACAAACGCAAAAGCAUCAUCAGAACCCUCAUCCUGACCAUCGGGGUUUAGAGAAAGGAGUUUAUACUCAGUUAAAGGAUAAAUCUGAGCAGAUGAAUCAGCAGAAGGCUCCAGAAGAGCUUAUGGUUCAGGAGAAGAGGUCAAAGCCCGCGGAAACUGAUCCGUUUGAUCUGCCUGACCCCACGUUUAUAGAGAGGUAUAGAUUGUCAAAGGACUUGGCUCGCGGGUUGAUUGAGGAGUUAAAGCCAGUGAUGCCCGAGUCUACUAAGUCUAUUGAGUUCUCCGUUGAGAGCAAGGUAAUGGCAGCGCUAGCAUUCUUCGCCACGGGCAAAUACCAGAAGUCAAUCCACGGAAAGACGGACCCGAACAUAACCCAGUACUUUGUAUUAUCAGCCGUCACACAAGUUACGGAGGCCUUGAACAAUCCUGCUCUAGUGAAGAAAUACAUACACUUCCCGCAUCUGAGAGUGGAAAGAGACAAUCUAAAAGCUAGGUUCUACAUGAAAUAUGGAGUCCCGAAUGUCGUCGGUUGCAUAGAGUGCACCCACGUGCCUAUAGCGCGGCCCGAUGUCGACCAAAAGAGCCAUUUCAACAAGUCAUACCACUCCAAGAAGGCACAGAUUAUUUGCGACAGCGACCUCAACAUCAUCAGCGUGGAUGCUAUCCCCGGUGGGAUGCACUCACAUAACACUAUACUCAAUCAGCACGCGGUCAAAAACGACCUCGAGAGCCUCAACAACUCUGGAGAGCAAUGCUGGCUUAUUGGCGGCCCACACUACUCGCAAAAGCCCUACAUAAUGACCCCCAUACCGAAGAUCACGAAGAAGUCCCCCGUGUCGCCCGAGAAGUACUACUCGACCAUACACACUCAGGCACACAGCGCUAUUAUAGAGGCCAUUAAACAGCUGAAAAGCCGGUGGAAGUGUCUGCAAGCUACUUGUAACAAGCAAUACGAUCCUAAUACUGUGUCCAACAUGAUAGUGGCAUGUUGCAUGCUCCACAAUCUCUGCAACCGUCGAGGGCUCCCCGUCGCACCUCUGACACAAACCGAAGAGCGACUAGAGGCAAUGAAGCAAAAAGUGGCCAAUAGUCCCGUCUCGAGGAAGCAGGUUGAAGACCCGAAGGGAGUGCAAGCGAGACAGUUGCUGGUGGAUCAUCUUUGGAAUGAACGGAAGGUAACCCCGGACUGCGGCAAAAAACGAAAGAAACCCGUGGAGGAGCGCCCCCCUCCGCCCCCGCCCCCGCACAUGCUCCCCCCGCAGCCCCCCGCGCACGCGCAGCACGCGCCGCUCAUGCACGAUCAGCAGCUGCAGCACGACGACGCCAACAAGCGCCCCCGGAUCCUCAUGAACACCCCCUCCUACGGGCUCGGGCUCACGUCGGGCUGGGGGCACUUCCCCCCACACUAACUUAGGAACUUUUGCCUACCUUGACGAUUUUAGCUGAUAGUCACUUUUUAGGGCUCCGUAGUCAACUAGGAACCCUUAUAGUUUCGCCAUGUCCGUCUGUCUGUCCGGCGGUUGCUCCGUUCUUUAGUGCUAGAAAGCUGCAAUUUGGCAUGAAUACAUAAAUCAUGCAUGGCGACAGAACGAUAACAUAAAAACUAUUUUUUUUACAAUAUGUUUUUUGUUUCGCUUUUAUCCAAUGAUGUGGGGUAUCGUUUGAAAGGUCUUUCAAAACAAAUAGGGAUCACCAACAACCAUUUUUUGAUAAAGCAAAUAUAUUCAGAAAUAAUUGCUAAGAAAGGUAAAAAUGUAUCACCCCUCUCUAAGUUUUGAACCAUAAGUUCAAAAAAUAUGAAAAAAAUCUAAAACAAAAGCUUAAUGGAAACUUUCAAAGAAAACUAUAGCGAACAUGACCGGUCCAGCCGUUUUUGGGUUAUUGCAAAAAGCCUUCUCUUCCUAGUAACAA
Molecule: messenger RNA, 2176 nt
Organism: Cydia pomonella (codling moth)
Lineage: Eukaryota; Metazoa; Arthropoda; Insecta; Lepidoptera; Tortricidae
Product: putative nuclease HARBI1
Exons: 7
Coding region: 124-1674 (516 amino acids)
Source: RefSeq, a predicted model, not a curated record